GAGCAGGGUCUGCUACAGUGGGCAGGAUUCAGUGUCAACACAAACAAGGUCAUCGACUGGAUUAGCAACAUGGAGACAAGACUCAAUGACCUUCGCAAGGAUGAGGUUGACCUUGAGGAGAUCAUAUGGCACUGCGAUGAAGCAGAGAGCCUGCAGAGAGACGUCGUUGGCUACCAGCAGAUGGUAGACUCCCUGCAAGCCCAGGCCGCUGAGUUGCCCACGGAGCAGACAGCCGACUUCACCGCCGUCGUCGCGCGGUACGCACAGUUGUGCGCAGCCGCAGAGCAGCUGGUUCAUGCAGCGCAGCAACGGCACUCUGAGCACCAGCAGUACCUGCAGGGUUGCAAGCAGCUGACCACCUGGCUGGAUGAAGGCAAGGCCGCACUGACUGCAGCUGUUGACAUCUGCGACACGACAGAUCAGCUGCAGACGAGAUUCGACACGGUUCAGGAACUCACAGAGAAGAUCGUAGAUGGCAAUGCCAAGCUAGAUGUUGUUAAGUCUGAGAGUGAGACGCUGGCACCCAGGACGACGGAGAAGGGACGCGACAGUCUCGCCGCUGACAUCAACCGUUUCGAGCAGGGCUUGAGCGAUUAUCGCUUCCAGCUGGCUGUAGCCGAGUCAGACCUGCAGUCUGGCCUGACGACGUGGAAUGAGAUACAGCUGAGGUGCGAUGCUCUUACUGCAUGGCUGCUGCACACAACAGUUACCAUACAAACCAAUGGACUUGGCUAA
This is a messenger RNA of Priapulus caudatus, 735 nucleotides long. Its product is annotated as nesprin-1-like. The record is from RefSeq and is a predicted model, not a curated record. The coding region runs from base 70 to 735 and encodes 221 amino acids. The transcript is spliced from 3 exons. Lineage: Eukaryota; Metazoa; Priapulida; Priapulimorpha; Priapulimorphida; Priapulidae.